UUGGUGGAGUGUUUUCGGACCCUGUGUGAAAUAUACUGAAAUCAGGUUUUCUAUCUUCAGUUGAAAAACGACAUGAAAUUUAUAAAAAUAAGCAAUCUAGAAUUUAGUUUUUAAUAAUUACUAUAAGUUUAUUAUCUAGUGGAAAAUCGAAUCAAUAAAAACACGUCAAAUUUCAAUAUCCGUAUUUUACAGAAUAAACAGUGGUGGUUCCUUUAAUUUGUCUCAGAACGUUUCAUAAAUACAGAUUUGGUGUUAUCGCUUAUUAAUUCGACUGCUUAAUGUGUAAUUAGUGUUACAAUGGACUUCGAUGUCAGUAAAGAAAACAUACAACCUUUGAGAGGAGGCAGAAAUUUCGUGCAGCUGGGGACUGCAUUGCAAGCACAAUCGGAUGUUGAUGCUCAAAGGCAGUUGCAAAAUCAGAAGGAGGAGCAUGAGGCUGCAAUCAAGUAUUAUCAGGGUCCUGAUCCAUUGGAGCCGUGGUUCAAUUAUAUCCAAUGGGUAGAACAGUCUUUUCCUAAGCAUGGACACGAGGGGCAUUUAGACAAAUUAAUUAAAGAUUGUUUGCAAUUAUUCGAAAAGAAUGAGCACUAUUUUCAAGAUAGAAGAUUUGUGAAGCUCUGGAUUAAAUAUGUGGAUAAUCUACCUAAUCCAACGGAGAUGUAUCAGAGGUUGUAUAACACCGGUAUUGGUGUAGAGUGUUCAGAAUUCUAUCGAGCAUGGGCUUGCUACUGUGAGGAGUCAGGAGACUAUAAAAAGGCUAAUCAGGUGUAUAUGCUUGGACUGCAGGCUAAAGCUCAGCCCAUGGAUGAGCUUGAACAAGCACACAUGAAUUUCCAGUUGUUUUUUGCUCAGAGGAUGUUACAUGAUGAUUCUCCUACAAAAAGAAAAGCUGCUUCAGCAUUAGCUGAGACUAGGAUGGCAUUAACAUCACUCAAGUCAUUCAAGCGACGGAAUAUAGCAAAUGUGCCAGUACAGAGGGUGGGAGAGAGUGUGAAAAGCUCGGUUCCCGGGGUUGUGAGACAACAGGGUAGCAGACAACCUAAUUCUAAUGUUAUGGUCAAUGUUUAUCAGGAUGCACCAUCGACUUCGCAAGGUUUUCAAGUGGCUGAAGACCCGGGGCCUGCGUCAUUGGUGCAGCCGACCAGUAACAUUGAGAAUGAGAAGGAGGUUGGCAUAUGGACCAACCCCAAAACGAAAAUGGUCCACUCAAAUGUUGUUCCUCAUCAACCACUGCCUUUUACGCCCUACGAGGAUGCAGAUGAUGAACUGAAGCUGCCGUCGAACCACAUGCCUUAUUGUCUGGACGAUUUAGUAAUUAAUGUGCCUCUAUGUGUACCUGAUCCUGUAGAUUCAACUAAAAUCCCUUGUUAUAAUAAAGCACAGGUUUACGUUAGCGACAAAGAGUAUAGUUUAGAAGAAAUUAGGUCACGUAAAUAUAAUUUAGAAAGAAAAACAAAUUCCGAAACUGUAGAAAUAAAAAACGAGAAUGUUAAUCAUUAUAACGAACAGAAAUCCUUCAAUGAAACGCUAGCUCAGUGUAGUGCGUUGGAGACGCUAGCGAAUUGUGCUUUAGACACUGAACAAGAUCAUAUGGCUCAACUCAUGCCGUUGACUAUACCGACUCUUCAGAACAUAACGAAGGUAACCAACAUGCAUUCACCUGGAGAACCGAAGGUGCUGGUUAACUUGGACUCGAAAGAACUCAGCGACUAUGCGUCAAAGAAGGAAGACGGUAAACAAAACAGUUAUAUGCUGGAUAAAGAGAAUCAUAUACAAGUUACAUCAGCAACGGAACAGCAAGCCAAUUAUGGGAAGAAUCAUCUAGUAGAGGACUUCAAUCGGAGUUUAAUGAAUAAUUUAUUAGGAGACUCAGUUACUGUAAAUACGAAGGAGGCAAGAUGGGAGUUACGCAACAUUUUCAAUGACAACGAAGCUUCAAUGGUGCAACCAGUCGUUCAACAAUUUGAGGUGCGGCAAUUCGAUAUUCACGAAGACCAUUCUAUGACCAUGGCAAUGAAUGUGAAGAAAAACUAUGAAGUACCGGAACCGAGAGCACUUCCCGAAGACAAGGAAAACGCAAAAAACUUCAACUCUCCUGUUGCUCCCCUUCCACAACAGAUGAACAAAACAGCUUGCAUAGAUGAGGAGCCGUCCUGCACGCAAAUAUUCAACUUCAACAUCAAAGGGGGGACCAGCACUCCUAACAUGGCUCAGUUCAAGAAACCCAACAACGUUGAUCAGUCCAAGCUCUCCGUACCAAAGUUCUCGGUGGAUGAGAGCAUGAUUGACCAGACUUACCAGCCAACGAGGGAGGAGUCGAGACAGACACAUGCGACUGUGGACCAUCAUGGUGCGGGCUUGUCUAUGAUCAUGGAGGCGACUAGGGAGUAUAACAGCAAAUCUGGUUCAAGUUCGUCUGGACAGUCGAGGACAAGUGUCACAGGUUACACAACCAAUUUUGAUUCCAUGUACAACAACCACGAUCCACAAUACACAGCGUCCAAACGAAACUCUGUAUCGGCGCAGAGGCAUCCCAACCCCCAUCUAGCCAGGGGUUACCCUCAGAAACACGAGGAAAAACCACCAGCAUAUCACAACCACGAUCACCAGUACCAAAAAUCAGUGCCACCAAACUACGGCGGUUACUCCCCUCAAAGGUUACACUCGCCUCACUACCAACAAAACUACAGCUUUCAAGGUCACCCCAACCAGAUGAUGCAUCAGCAACCGGGUUUUAGCAGUCCCAACGCGUACCAAAGCCCCCAACAUCCCAGUAUGCAGCCCCACGAUAACCCCCAAGUGCCCUGUGGGUUUCAGAGUCCCAACUACAAUAACGUGGGUUACCACAGUCCCGGGCACAUGAUGAGUCCCCAACAAUUUCCAGGUCGCCAGGAGUACUACAAUCAGUCCGAGCGACCCCAAGCGUAUACUCAACCCCAGAUGUUCCAAAGUCCCCCGCACCAAGCUCAAUACCAUCAUCAGUAUUCUCAAUACCCUAGGCCCAAUCAACCCUCACCCGCUCCCAACCACAAUCAACACUACAUGAACGUACAGAAUCAGUAUAGCAACGCCAAUAUGUAUGCGCACGCGAGUAGUCCGAACUAUGUACAAAGUCCGUACAGGCAGGCGCCUAAACCAAUGGAGAAUUCCCCCUAUGGAGCACAGAAUCAGCCUUUCCAAAUUUAUCAAAGCCCGCAGAACAGUUACCAUGCGGGCGUUCCCAAUGCCAGUCAGGAAACCCAGGAGGCACAAAAGCAUGACACGAGUAAACCUCCAAACCACGAUUCGAGUGAGGCAGCGAAGAACAGGUCAUUAAACGCCAGUGCCCAGUCCAAAAACGCGACAGUCAACAAAAGCGCUAACAACUCCCUAAGGAACGUCAGACACGAUCAGCCCCAACCUAAAAUGGGACAAAGCGCGGAAGUAGGGUUCUCAAGUCAGUUCGUCAACUUCAUAACGAACAGGAAUGAGCCUAAAGACAACGCGAAUACACCGAAAUUCACAAACAGCCCUAGCAUAUCCCAGAAAAUGCAUAAAAACCUCUAUGUGUCUAGCCCCGAACAAGCACAAGGUCCGCCUUCCUCUGGACUUUCGGACUCCGACAGCAAAGAUGGCAUGACUGCACAAACUGCCACGCCAAUACAGUCAGCGAAAGUCCACGUAGAAAAGAACAAGGACAUUUCCAAACGGCAGCUAGACUUCGACCAUAGACUCGAAAUGCAGUCCGAAGACAGUAGAGACUCGGUCGGUAAAGAGAGUAAAAUAUCGUCAGUGUACUCCAGACAAUCCGACUUUCAAGACGGAUACGGUAUGGAUGUUGACAGCGAAAAUUCUAUGGAAAGUAGCGCUUUUAAAUCUACUCACUCUAUCUCGUUGGUAGAGACUAGCGAAAUACCUAGACCGGCUGACAUUGAUUUUCCAUCUGUGAUCGAUCCGUUCAACAAGAAAAUCAUAUCCUCGCUGCUAGAAUAUGUUAAGUUCCCGAAUAAAACACAUGCAGAGGGCUACGCGGAGGUUAGGUCUAUCCCAAAACUUCAGUUAGCGACUGUCAUGAGUUUCGGUCACAUGAAGUUUUCGAUAGACAAGCAGCUCGGGAAGGGCAAUUAUGGCGCAGUGUUCUUAUGCCAGGAGGUACAUAGCAACAAAGCAGUGGCUGUGAAAUAUCAGAAACCGAGUCGUCCAUGGGAGUUCUAUAUUUGUCAGGAAAUUAAAGCGAGAAUCAAAGAUCCCUUCAUGCUCCCAGGUUACAUGGACAUAACCACAGCUAUUAUAGCCGAUAACGCAAGCUUAUUCGUAUCAGAGUAUUCAAAAUACGGAUCAUUGUUAGAUGUUGCCAAUAAAAUUAAAAUAGCUACCACAAAAUGUAUUAACGAAUUCAUAGUUAUAUUGUUAACUUCUGAAAUGCUUUCGAUAGUUCAUUAUCUUCACAAAGCACAGAUUAUCCACGCUGAUAUCAAACCUGAUAAUUUUCUACUUAUGAAAAUACCCGCAGAAGAGUGGCGAACUCCAUCGUUACAACUAAUUGACUUUGGAUGUGCAAUUGACAUGUCGCUGUUCCCGAAAGAAACGACGUUUAGAGAGCUUAUUGCAACAGAAGGAUUCACAUGUACAGAGAUGAAAGAGGGCAAACCCUGGACAUAUCAGACAGACCUGUACUGCUUAGCAGGAACAAUCUAUGUAAUAUUAAUGGGUAACUACAUGAAAGUAGCCAAUCGCCUUGGACAGUGGAACAUAGACAAGAAAUUACCUAGGUACAUGAAGAAUACAUUAUGGGACAAAAUAUUUACAACAUUAUUAAAUGUACGAGACUGCAACAAUUUACCUGACCUAAUGGAUCUCAAGGGCGAGGUAGACAGUGUAUUAAAUCAAAUUGACAAUUUAGGUUUCCAUCUCCGCAAUUUUGCUAAUGUGCUUAAAUCUAGGUAAAAUAAAUUGCCCAGCUCGUAUUUAUUGCAUUUAGAUGUUUAUUGUGACUGUAAAAAUAGAAUAUGUAUUAUUAAUAUAAAAUUAUAAUUUAUGGUGUCCCAUGGACUGAUGACUUUCUAUUGACCGAUUGUUUGGUUGGUGAGUUAGUCUGAACAUGUGUAAAAGUAUAUUUAUACUUUUCAUGACGAAACUCCCCAGAAUCGACAAACGACUAAAAGAAAACCUUUGGUUCAAUGAAUAGGACUCUUAAAUGAAUUUGGCUAACAGAUGUCACAUUAAAUAGCAAUACCAACAUUGAAAUGCUAAAUUAUUAUCCGAUUUAACUUAACUUUAGUUACAAAUGUGAUAUUGUAAGUGGUUUUAUGUUAGACAAUAUAAUAUUUAGUCUAUCUUGAGUGCUUUUCCACUAUGCUUAUAAAGAAAAUGGGCAAAUAUAGACAAAAAAUGUUUGUACAGUUGUUUGUUAGUCGGACAAAAUUGUGUAACAAAUUUUGAUUUUGUGACAACCUGUGGGGUAGUGGAGGGCUCUCAAUCUUGUCUCAUUAGCUUAAUGUUGGAAUACAUUAGGUUUCAUUUAUUUUUGUACAACUUAAGAUAUGCACACUUCAUUCUUGUUUGAAUUGUAAUAAAAUAACAAUUAUGUGGUUAA
Aricia agestis (brown argus) is the source of this 5575-nucleotide messenger RNA. It is a transcript of the gene Bub1, whose product is annotated as mitotic checkpoint serine/threonine-protein kinase BUB1-like. Gene Ontology annotation, molecular function: ATP binding; protein kinase activity. The record is from RefSeq and is a predicted model, not a curated record. Gene Ontology annotation, biological process: mitotic spindle assembly checkpoint signaling; protein phosphorylation; meiotic sister chromatid cohesion, centromeric. NCBI's taxonomy places the organism in Eukaryota, Metazoa, Arthropoda, Insecta, Lepidoptera, Lycaenidae. Bases 298 to 4926 code for a protein of 1542 amino acids. The transcript is spliced from 14 exons.